UUACAACUUCUGGGUUAGAAUGAAUUAUGAACAAAAUAUUAGGACGUGGAAACAAAUAUUCCUAAAACGGAGGUCUGCGAUGUCAAAAACCCCUAAAAGCACUCUUUCUACUUGUGAUGUUCGUCUCCAGCUUUUCAUGCGGAGAAGAGAAAUGGCGAUGAUCCAGAGGUGCGGCGCAGUAGCGAGGAGAAUGCUGACGCCAGAUCGUACGGCGGCGUUUUCAUCGCUGUCGUCGUCGUCGGCUGCGGCGGGGGCGCCGAUACUCUGCGGACGCGGGGACAAGAGGACGAAGAAAGGGAAGAGAUUCAAGGGAUCGUACGGAAACUCGAGGCCGAAGAAGGAGAAGAUGAUUGAGCGAAUUAAAGACAAGGUCGAGGUGCCCAGGUCCACCCCUUGGCCCCUCCCUUUUAAGCUCAUCUGAUUAUGCUUCUUUGCUUUUCACAGGAAACGUAGUGAUGCACUGAUGUGUUUGAAAACCUAGGGUUAGGGUUUUGGGGAUUCGAUUGCGAUUGGAAUAUGCAGAUUUUUAUAUGAAUCCUUGUUGAACUAUCUGUUUCGUAUAAUCAACCUCCACUUUUAAUGAAGAUUUUGAAUUUUGAGAAA
Molecule: messenger RNA, 603 nt
Organism: Rhododendron vialii
Lineage: Eukaryota; Viridiplantae; Streptophyta; Magnoliopsida; Ericales; Ericaceae
Product: small ribosomal subunit protein bTHXm
Exons: 1
Coding region: 20-421 (133 amino acids)
Biological process (GO): plastid translation
Cellular component (GO): ribosome; plastid
Source: RefSeq, a predicted model, not a curated record